AUUAAUCCCUCAUUAGGUCAGUGCAGCCCCAGGAGCAGGAGGGUCGUGUGAGGGGCGGGAAGUCGCGUCCAGUACAGACUUCCUUUCUCCAAGCUGUCGGACAUCCAAGUUGCUCUCCAGACUUACUGCGAUUUAGUGUUAAAGCUCAAGCAGGCCUUCUCGUUAAAACACCCCAUGAUAAGUGGGAAGUGAAAAGUGAACUAAAGGUGCUGUUUACAUGACUUUUUAAGGAUCUCCAGAGACAUGGUGGAUACAAUGGCUGACAAAGAAAUAGCGAUGGAUGACGAUAUAACAGAUGCAAUGGCUGCCCCGUCGCCAGCAAAGAGUAUUGGCGACCCAGGCAUCACGCCUCUCUCCCCUACACACACAAUGAAGGAUUCCGAACAGAACGAACCGCCGAGUCACUCGUUUGUGGUGGUGGUGGCCAUCGACUUUGGCACCACGUCCAGCGGCUACGCCUACGCUUUCACUAAAGAGCCAGAGUGCAUCCACACCAUGAGGCGCUGGGAGGGCGGUGACCCGGGCGUGUCCAAUCAGAAGACACCGACCACCAUUCUUCUGACACCAGACAGGAAGUUUCACAGUUUUGGUUAUGCAGCAAGAGACUUUUACCAUGACCUGGACACCAGUGAGUCAAAGCAGUGGCUCUACCUGGAGAAGUUUAAAAUGAAACUACACACGACUGCGAAUCUGUCCAUCGACACAGACCUUCAUGCAGCCAAUGGGAAGAAAGUGAAGGCUUUGGAUAUAUUUGCCUACGCGCUGGCCUUCUUUAAGGAACAAGCUCUCAAAGAGCUGAGUGACCAGGCGGGGGCGGAGUUCGAUAACGUUGACGUCAGAUGGGUCAUCACUGUUCCAGCUAUCUGGAAAAUGCCGGCAAAGCAGUUUAUGAGAGAGGCUGCGUAUAAGGCAGGGCUGGCUUCACGAGACAACCCCGAACAGCUCAUCAUCUCACUAGAACCCGAAGCCGCCUCCAUCUACUGCCGUAAGCUCCGCCUACAUCAGAUGGUCGACCUCGGCGAUAAGACGUCCAUCAAUGGCUACAACUCGACUGAGAACGUGGGGGCGGGGAUGGCACAGGCCAAGGAACACGUGCGUCGCAACCGGCAGAGUCGCACCUUUCUGGUGGAAAAUGUCAUAGGAGAGCUCUGGUCCGAACUCAGUGAAGGUGACAGAUACGUGGUUGUGGAUUGUGGAGGAGGGACGGUUGACCUGACGGUGCAUCAGAUCCGCAUGCCUGAAGGUCACCUGAAGGAGCUCUACAAGGCCUCAGGAGGUCCAUAUGGUUCAAUCGGCGUUGACUAUGAAUUUGAGCAGCUACUCUGCAAGAUCUUCGGUCAGGACUUUAUUGAUCAGUUUAAGAUAAAGCGGCCGGCUGCGUGGGUGGAUCUCAUGAUAGCAUUCGAGUCCCGCAAGAGAGCUGCAGCCCCUGAUCGUGCCAACCCUCUAAACAUCAACCUGCCCUUCUCCUUCAUCGACUACUAUAAGAAGUAUCGCGGCCACAGCGUGGAGCACGCGCUGCGUAAGAGCAAUGUGGACUUUGUUAAGUGGUCAUCUCAGGGCAUGUUGAGGAUGAGUCCGGAUGCCAUGAACGCUCUGUUCAAACCCACCAUCGACCACAUCAUCCAGCACCUCAAGGAGCUGUUUGAGAGGCCCGAGGUGACCGAUAUCAAGUUCCUGUUCUUGGUGGGUGGAUUUGCCGAGUCGGCGCUCCUGCAGAAGGCGGUGCAAGACAUGUUGCAGGGAGGGAGCCGAGUCAUCAUCCCACACGACGUGGGUCUGACCAUCCUGAAGGGAGCCGUGCUGUUUGGAUUGGACCCGAGCGUGAUCAGGGUACGCCGCUCGCCUCUCACCUACGGCGUGGGUGUGCUCAACCGCUUUGUGGAAGGGAAGCAUCCACCUGAGAAGCUUCUGGUACGUGACGGCACUCGCUGGUGCACCGAUGUCUUCGACACGUUCAUAUCAGCUGACCAGUCGGUGGCGCUGGGUGAAACGGUGAAGCGCAGCUACACACCAGCCAAACCCUCCCAGCAGGUCAUCGUCAUCCACGUGUACUGCUCAGAGCGGGAGCGUGUAGGCUUCAUCUCAGACGCAGGCGUGCGAAAGUGUGGCACCUUGCGCCUUGAUGUCAGUGGCACAGAAAGUCCGGCAGCUGGGGUACGCCGCGAGAUCCAGACGCUCAUGCAGUUCGGCGACACCGAGAUCCGAGCAAUGGCCAUUGAUGUGGCCACUAGUCGCAUGGUCAAGGCUAGCAUCGACUUCCUUGGCCAGUGAGAGGAAGUGAAGGGAAGAAAAUGAAGAUGUAUUUAACAUUGCACCAGCCCUUUAGCUGGAGAUCUGCUUUCCUACAGAAUUUAGCUCCAGUUCAUUAUGAAUACAGCUGAUUCAGCCUAUCAUGUCGUCCUGAGCGUACUGAGAAAUCAGAGAUUAUUCCAUUAUAUUAAGGUUGGAAAGUGGAUCUCCAGGAAAGGCUGCUCGUGAAUUACAGCAAAUUAUAGGCAGCAGUAACUUAAAGGAAACUCCAGUAUCUUUUAACCUGAUCUCUAUCCAGUACAUCUGUAGUGUCUGUGUUAUUAACACAGCUUAGAAAUUCAGCUUGUGCUUGAUUUAAAAAAAAAAAAAGAAAGAAAAAAAAAGUUCCUAUCCCUUGUCCUGGAGAAUUUCCUGUUUUAGACAUUUUAGUGUCUUUGGUGCACAAACACACUUCAAGUGAAGAAGGGCUGUUAAUGAGCUGACUAGUUGAAUCGCAUUUGUUAGGGCUAAAAUGUGAAGAACAGGAGGUUCUCCAGGACCAGUGCUCUACAGGACAUCCUGUUUGCUCAAACACUUCUAAUAGAAAGGUCUCAGGCAGUUGUUAGUAAAGUGGUUUGUAAACAGCCAUGUGCAGUUUAUUCACUGUCUAGGUAUACGGUUGUGUUUUAAAUUUAUUACUCAUGAAGUUUGUUAACAUCUGCCCUAUUAUAAGUGUGUUGCGAGUGAACAGGAUUUCUAUUCUUCUAUCCAUGCAAAGAAAAGUCACAGCAUUGUUAUAUAUAAUCACACACACAGGACUUAAGAGAUUUGGAUGGAACAUGCAGGAGUUUUCCUUUAACAGUUGCUGAGUAUUAUCUGAAACUGGAGGAUCUGCAGCAGGUAUCCUCUGUAUAAACAGUGUAGGCUGUUUUCUGAUGUUACUGUGGGUUCAUUUAUUGACUUCCUGAUCCUAUACCACUUUUUAUUUUAUUUUUCUUUAAACAAAAACAAAUUAACAAUCUAGUCAAGGGUUAAAAGAAUGUGAGCUGCAUUACAUGUUUCCUCAAUAACUUGCAUACUCAUGUAAUUGCAUCUAGCUGGUUCAUGUCACUCUUGCUCUUUUUUUUUCUUUCACCUGAUCAGAUAGAUGCUUUUUAAACACUGGUGAUUGCGUAGCUGGGACUGCAGGAAAAGUAUGUGGGUUUCCUUGUUGUUUGGUCUUUAAGGGAAAGAGUAGAUAAGCCAGGCUUUGGUGAGUUUAGCUGGAUUUUAAGAAAUGGGUUAUAGCUUCCAGUUGUCCUGUACAUUCUGGCUAUUUAAAGAGUAUUUGACCAAGCACAUUGUCUUUAUCUAGCAAGUAAAGAUCCUGAUCUGAUCCUUUUCCGUGAAAUCUAAACUGCAGAAAAACUCAUUAUAAGGCUCAUUAUAGUGGCAUGUAUCUGAUAAAACCCACACACACCUUUGAGGUUGCCAGAAAUGGCCGAUAACAUCAACAUCACCCUCUUUAAAUCAAGCUCUGGUCUUAGUUUCUACUAAUGCAAGGUUUUACAAAGAACUAGUAGUCAGAAGUGGUAAAGUUUAUUUAACCAAGAUUAAAACUCAUUGAGAUUCAGUCUCUUUUACAAGAGUGACCUGGACAAGAAAGCAGCAUAAAGACACAAACACAAUAAAUACAACAUAAAAACAACAUAUAAUUAAAUUUAAGUUAUAUAGUAAGUUUUAGGGAAGCACGGUGGCUUAGUGGUUAGCACGUUUGCCUCACACCUCCAGGGUCAGGGUUCGAUUCCUGCCUCCGCCUUGUGUGUGUGGAGUAUGCAUGUUCUCCCCGUGCUUCGGGGGUUUCCUAUAGGUACUCCGCCGGUACAAAGACAUGCAUGGUAGGUUGAUUGGCAUCUCUGGAAAAUUGUCCGUAGUGUGUGUGAGUGAAUGAGAGUGUGUGUGUGCCCUGCGAUGGGUUGGCACUCCAUCCAGGGUGUAUCCUGCCUUGAUGCAUGAUGACGCCUGAGAUAGGCACAGGCUCCCGUGACUCGAGGUAGUUUGGAUAAGCAGUAGAAAAUGAGUGAGAGUGACUGAUAAGUGUUACACAAUAAAUUCACCCAGUGAAGGAUCACAGGACGUUUUAACUGUUGAUGAGGCAUUUAAAGAUAAAGCCUUUCUUUUCCCGGUCAGACCUUACAUGAGGAACAGCAAGCUGCUAAUAAUGUAUAACUAUCUAAUACUAGAUGAAUCAAGAGCUUUCGGGAUGAAAUGAUAACUUAAUUUUUACCAAUGCAAUGAAACCUGACCUACAUUUAAAGUUCAGAAUCUUCCACAGAGACACAACUCUGCUUAAGCACUUCAACCCGAGUCUAAAUAGCAGUUCAAUCCGGAGGUUUGAAUACUACACGAUAAACAGAAUACAUGCAUUAAGGUAUGCAUUAAGGUAUUGUUUUAAAGCUGUAUUUAAUUAUUUACCUCAGAAUUCUUGAAAUGGUUGCAGUCCCAGUCGGAUGCAGCUGAAUACACACAUCCUCUUGGGUGGAGAAAGAAAAAAAAAGAUGUGAACAUUUCAUUUACCAGCUGUGUUUCUGAGCCACCAUCUCAGUCUUAACCCUUUUUCUUCUGUUAUUAAUGUAAAGGAAAUCAUGGAAAUCAAGGAAAGGGGGAUCAGUAGACAGUCCGGAUCUGUAGACAGUCCUGAGAGAUUAAAUGGAUUAAAGCGAUAAAAUACAGGGAUGUUAGGACUUUCGUAGUUUCUUCAUUCGUGUCAAGUUUUCUGGCUCAGCAAAUAUCUGACGUUACUGCAGGCUCGAGGAGCAAAAAGUCGCCGUGGAACCGAUCAAACCUCAGCUGUUAGUAGCAGAGCCCCGAGCUCAUCCUUACAGCACAGACGCUAAAACACGGCAAAAACCCCACGCGAUCCAAGCUAGUGAAACUACAUCCAGUGUACCUUACAGUUUGUUUGACCUUUUUUACUUUUUAUUCUUUUAUCAUCGGUGCUCAGAGAUUGUGUUUGUCUAUAUAAUAUAGUAUUGUCUCUAAUAAGGAUUAACAUUGUUUGUUUUUGGGGGUUUUUUCACUAACAUCAUACUCAGUCUUGCCACAUUAUAGGUCAGUAAAUUGCGCUGAGGUGGGAACAAUAUUGGAAUCCACAAAUCCUGGAAUGUGAAUUUAUUAUUAUUAUUAUUAUUAUUAUUUUGUUUAUUAGGCGGUGCAGGAGAAGCUGCUCACCACAUUUGGAGAGAGUGGAGUGUGAACAUAGCCAUCGCAGUGUGCUUGUUGCCUUUAGCGGUCUCGCUCAGCAGAAACGAGAAAGACACUGACCUUGAUUUUAUUUGUUCAGUUUCCUUUUGUAUUCUUGAUUUUUAUUUCGAAUUGGCGAAAGGUCGCCAUUUAUUUCUGUAAAUACCAUAUUUAAAGAUAUUGUACAGAUUUUUAGAGUUGAGUUUGUGCUGUUUAGCAGCUUGCGGAGCAGAGGGUGUGUGAGUGCUAGCUUGCGUGCGUGUAUGUGCUUCGAGUUGUCUUCACUCUCACCAGCCUUUGCAUAUACACACACACACACACACACACACACACACACACACACACACACACAGAGAGAAACAUUCACAUAGCAGAUGUACUUGAGAGAAUCUGCUUGUCUGUAGAAAACCACAAGAAAAUAAAGACUUGAAACCUUCAUUGCUAUAGAGAUCAUAUAUAUAUAUAUAACAAAAAAAAAAGAUUUGAGGUCAGGAGAAUUAGAGAGGCCCUGAUUUGGCUGUGUUUAAGGUCUGUAGCUUUAUCUUCUUAGCUUUAUCGUACAGUGCAUCAAUCCAGAGGAGAAACAGAGGUACUGCUGCUUUUAAGUCAGACCCUAAUUUGAUUAAGAAUUGGUGCAAAACAUCUGUACCGGCCAAAUCAAUCAGACGAUAAAUGACGAGCAAUAAGGUAUCAUAAUGUUUAUACCAUGCGCCGCCUGUGCUACGCUGCAGCUCGGCUCGCAUCCGAGCUUAAAGCUAUAUGUAUGAAUAUACAAUGAAGAAAACUUCAACAAGCCUUUUAAACUACUCACACUGAUUCAUUUAACUGAACAAGUGUUAAUCUGCUGUGGAAAAUUGUGUAUUGCAGUGUUUAUAAAAAACAAAACAAAGGUGAGCCAGCAUGAGAGGCCUUUUCUUUCUCAUAUGAUCACAUUUGAUAUUAAAAGUUAUUAGGCGCUAAUAUAUGAUUCUUAAAGAGCUGAUAAAUCGAGCUGCUUCACGCUAACGCGACUUUAUGUAUUUGCAAUACUGAAAGAGAGAGAGAGAGAGAGAGAGAAUCACUGUCUCUGUUCAUCAACGCUUAUAAAAGUCAAUAUAUUUGCUCAGUAUAGAACCUGUACUAGUACUAGCUUUAUUACAGUAUUAAAACGUAACCUCAGUUCACCUGGUGACUCGUUUUCUCAAAUCCUUGCUGAAACCGAGUACCAUGACGAACACUUAAACAGCCUGGACGCCGCCUCUCGUUUUAGAAACACGUGUACGUCGCAAAGUUGCUUAACUUGAUUGCAUUUGCUAGGUUACUGAUAUAAUCAUCAACUUCAGUGACACAAUUUGCAUGACUAACUACAGAGACUAGCAAAAAGGGAUAAACAAACCUAUAUUUUCGCUGCCAUUGGCUGUGCAUGCUAAACAGGAAAUGACGUAAACGGCUUAAACGUGCACACAUUAAGACUAACCUGUACUUGUGUUAUUUCAUGACCGAGUGAGGACUGGGAAGUUUCUCACCUCUCAGUUAGGAGAAAAAAAAUAAAAACAAAUAUUUGGUUUAUGAAUCUCACCCUGGAAAGUUAGACUUUGUGAUAAGCUCCAGCUUCAUAUACUGAUUUCAACAUGGUGACAUCUAUAACACAAUGAAUGUGUUUCCUGUCUUUUAGGCAACAUUGUGAGUCUGUUUGUGUUUGAUGUUUUAGCACCGAUGUCUCGAAAUACAUCACUCGAAUCUCUAACUCAUCUUGUGGCAUAAUUGUCGAACUGUAUCAAACACCUUCAUGUUCUAAUGCUGUUUCAAAAUAAAGAUUAACUUUAAACAGUUGAGAAAAAACAUUGAGAUCAAGUUCCAAGUCCUUGGGGUCAUGAACACAGCAAUACACACACUUGCAUGUACAAUGUCACUGCAUACGCACUUCAUAACUGAACUAGCCUUUUUUGCUGUCUUUGCUAGCUAGUUUACGUUCCUCUUGUGACAUAACAAGGUAUUGUUUUGAAACCUUUGUCAGAUGCCACAUGUUCCCAGAUGCCAUUGUCACUCCUGCUAGCCUUGCAUGCUAAAGAGGAAGUGAGAACCUUAUAUACACACACACACACACACACACACACACACACACUACAGUCCUGUCUUUUACAGUCAGGAAUCAUGACCUUAUGAAGAUCAAGAUUUACCUACUGAACUCUCACCACGCUGCCACUUAGUGUUAUGCUAUAAAGCCAUGUGCUGCCUCUUUAUACUCUCGCUAAUGCAGUGUUUCACUUAUGCAGGAAAAGACAGAUCAUUCAUAGCCACUGUUUCUAUUCUGUUCUCUAUGCCAUGCUAUGUCCUGAUUGUUUAAUGCCUUUUUUCCCCUUGCUGGAGUCUGAAUGCUGCUCAGCCGGUGGACACUGCUCUCUACAGCAUACAUAAACACAUUGAACUCCAUCACGCAUCACUUUCUGUGUUCUGUCCUGUAUCCCACUCAUACGCUGUCUCCUGUGGUCACUUCACAGCUACUUCUCUCGCUGUUUGCACACAAAAUAGUAGGUUACAACUGUAUUACAACCAAUGCCAAGUACCCAAACUGUCCUCCAAUAAAAUAUCUGUAUCAAAAA
Messenger RNA from Tachysurus fulvidraco (yellow catfish), 8036 nucleotides. RefSeq names its product heat shock protein 12A (gene hspa12a). The record is from RefSeq and is a predicted model, not a curated record. Lineage: Eukaryota; Metazoa; Chordata; Actinopteri; Siluriformes; Bagridae. Bases 244 to 2274 code for a protein of 676 amino acids. The transcript has 12 exons.